AUGAAAGCGAGUGGUCUAGGAGAUGGUGCUGCUAUGGCUGCUGUGGUUGCUGCUGUAGCUGCUGCAAAAAAGAAAGCGCCAGCCCGGAAAAAAGAAGAAAAAGGAGGGGCGUGCACACUGCAACACAACAGCAUGGCUACAUGUCGUUGCAGCAGUAUUUUUGGCAUGAACUACAAGCAGCAGCUCCUACUACACUGCACUCCUCUGUAA
This is a messenger RNA of Thelazia callipaeda (thelaziosis nematode), 210 nucleotides long. Lineage: Eukaryota; Metazoa; Nematoda; Chromadorea; Rhabditida; Thelaziidae. The record is from the annotation of a GenBank genome assembly.